Messenger RNA from Athene cunicularia (burrowing owl), 3259 nucleotides. RefSeq names its product adhesion G protein-coupled receptor B1-like. Gene Ontology annotation, cellular component: dendrite; membrane; postsynaptic density. Gene Ontology annotation, molecular function: G protein-coupled receptor activity. The transcript has 10 exons. NCBI's taxonomy places the organism in Eukaryota, Metazoa, Chordata, Aves, Strigiformes, Strigidae. The record is from RefSeq and is a predicted model, not a curated record. Gene Ontology annotation, biological process: adenylate cyclase-activating G protein-coupled receptor signaling pathway; negative regulation of angiogenesis; engulfment of apoptotic cell. The coding region runs from base 112 to 1602 and encodes 496 amino acids.
GGUGAACAUGGUUAUUGGCAUUCUGGUUUUUAACAAACUUGUAUCCAAAGAUGGAAUAACAGAUAAGAAACUGAAGGAACGGGCAGGUCUUUUGGUUUUAAUUGCAGUCAGAUGGCAGUGCCCCUUUACGGCAUGACGCUCAAAUGUUCCAAGUGUGGAGUAGUUUCUUCUGCUGAAGUUUCGGCCACAGCCACCAGUAACGCCAUGGCAUCCCUUUGGAGCUCCUGCGUGGUCCUACCUCUUCUGGCUCUCACCUGGAUGUCUGCAGUCCUGGCAAUCACAGAUCGGCGGUCAGCGCUCUUCCAAAUCCUUUUUGCUGUCUUUGACUCGUUGGAGGGCUUUGUCAUCGUUAUGGUCCAUUGCAUCCUACGGCGGGAGGUCCAGGAUGCGGUGAAGUGCCGAGUAGUAGAUCGUCAGGAAGAGGGCAAUGGAGACUCAGGGGGGUCAUUUCAGAACGGCCAUGCUCAGCUAAUGACCGAUUUCGAGAAGGACGUGGAUAUGGCUUGUAGAUCAGGUGAGCACAUCACAGUGCUGAAUAAAGACAUCACUGCCUGCAGGACCUCAACCAUCACAGGAACGCUGAAGCGUCCAUCACUGCCAGAUGAAGAGAAAUUGAAACUUAAUCACCAGAAGGGGUCAUCAAACUUUAACAGUCUUCCAGCCAAUGUCUCCAAGAUGCAUCUUCAGGGCUCACCACACUACCUGGGGGCCAUCAACCUGAAUGAAUUCAGCAAUCACACUCUCACUCUGAAGAAAGACAAGAACCAGCCACCUAAGUCCAUCUACAUCUGUGAUGGGGACAUCUUCAAGAAGUUGGACUCAGAACUCUCCCGGGCACAAGAGCAAACGCUGGACACCAGCUACGUCAUUCUGCCUACCAACACGUCUACCUUACGGGCCAAACCGCCCAAGGACGAGAGCAAAUACAGCAUCAAUAUUGACCAGAUGCCCCAGACACGGCUCAUCCACCUCAGUAUGGCUACUGACCCAGGCUUUGUUGUCAAGAGUCCUCCACGGGAGCCUGUAGCCAUGCCAUGCAGUGAGGUUCAAGGUUCCCCCAUGGUCCAACAACAGCAGCAGCUGGCUCCACAAAACAUCUCCAACGAAUCACAGAUUCCCAACAGCCUGUGUGACACAGGUGACUCAGGGAACUCGGGUGUGGUGUCCAAGAGCGAGACCGUCUCCACCCUCUCCAUGAGCUCCUUGGAGAGGCGGAAAUCCCGGUACGCAGAGCUAGAUUUUGAGAAAAUCAUGCACACAAGAAAACGUCACCAAGACAUGUUCCAAGACCUGAACAGAAAACUCCAGCACGCAGAGAAGGAGAAAGAGUCUUCAACAACGGACAGCAAGGUUUUAAAUCGAUGGAGUAUUUCUUCUGGUGGAAGCGAUAAAUCUAAUGUUAGCCAAGAAAAACAGCAGACACCAAACAAGAGACCCUGGGAAGGAAUCAGGAAAGUCCAGUCCCCACCAUCAUGGGUUAAAAAGGACAUCGAACCUGUGGCUCAGUCUCCCCUAGAACUAAAAACUGUAGAGUGGGAGAAAACAGGAGCCACCAUCCCCCUGGUGGGACAAGACAUUAUUGACCUUCAGACAGAGGUCUGAGCAGAAAGGGAAGAAAGGGACUUUUUUUUUUUUCUGAAAAACAAACAAAACAAACAAAACAAAACCACGUUUUAAAGAAAUGAUUAAAUUAAAUCGGAACCGAGCGAGACAAGUGUUUGGUUUCUUUUGAAACCUUUUGGUAAGACGGAGUAACUUUUGUAUUGUUCUCAGCAGAGAGGGGGAAUAUUACUUUAUAGAGUAUAGUAGCUGUAGGUUCAGGACAACACGAGCUUUCCCAGGUAGGACUGGAGAAGAAGUGAGCCUGGAAGAGAGCGAGGAGGAGGCAGAGGGUGGGGAGGGGCUGCAGGGGACGAGCCCUGCCCAGAUGCUUUUGGGCUGUUGCCACAUGCCGGGCGGUUGCCACAUGCCAGGAGCCUUCCUGCUCUGCCACGGGGAGGUGUGGAAGGACGCCCAGCAGCCACGGCGAAGGGCCAAGAAGAUGGGAGUUGUUUGCGGACCACAGGAGGGGGACACCUGUGAGAGCCUCGCUGGGAUGCCGUCCGGCGGUACAUCACUCAGCCACGAGGGUCUGUGGCAUUCCCUCGCCAAUCCUUGCCCCCCACCUCUCCCUCAGCAGCUCAUCGAAGAGGGAAGGAGAUGGGAUGCGCCAAGCAGCGGCUAAGAAGACAAUGCCCACUCCUACCUGCCACACCGUGACCUGGCAUCGGUGGCACCCCCGCCGCGGGUCCCCACGGAGCCCAAAGGGGGAAGUGGUGGCGUCACCCAUGGCUUAGGUGGAGAGGUAAGGCGGGGGGGCUUCCUUCUCUCGUCCCUCCGCAGUGGGGCCUCCGCGUGCCCUAAAGAGUGGGACAGGCGCAGGAGGAAAGGACCACCUCCCAAACCUGCUCGCCCCAUCUCCAGGGAGAGGGUCGAAGGUGUUAGAAAAACAGACCAACAAGAAGAAUGUGGGUCGUUUCAUUGACUGUUAAAUAGAUAAACUCAGCACGGGCCUUGCAAAGGUCCUCUUGGCCUCCCUUUUUUUUUUUUUUUUUUUCUGUUAUAUUUCCUUGCUUUUGGACUCAGAUUUAUUCCAAGCUGCCCCUCCCUGGAAGGCAGAGAGAGAAAGAGGGAAAGACAGAUCUGCCGACGUACCUGGAGAUAUUUGGUAUAUAGAGAUGUUGCCUUAGGACAUUGAGACAAACUGACAACAUGAAUAACGUCCACUUGGAAACAAACAAACACACAAACAAAAUAAUCUAUUUUUUUCCUUCUUCUUUUCUUUUCUUCAAUAAAAAGAGAACUUGAAACCCGAGACCUUUCUUUUCUUUGGCUCUUGUCAUUUCGAAUCUGUGCCGUAGGACUGCGCAGGCAUGGGGUGAGGAUGCCACCUGCUGAAGGUGGAAGGCAAGUUGCUCCAUGGAAAGUUUGGGAUGGUGGGAACACACAGCCCCGUCGCCGCUGGCUUGCAAUGUUUUGCUUUGUUUUAUUCCAUUUGGGCUUUGGUUAUUUUUUCCCCCUCGCUGGCUCUUCUCCUCCCUCCCCACUGCCCAGAGCCAGCAAGCAGGUUUGUGGUCCUACAAGAAGGAUGAGGUGGAGCUGAUCAGGAGAGCAGGACAUUCUUCAUCAUAAAAUACUGUCUUUCUGUUUCACCAUGAAAAAAAUAAUAACGAUUUCUUUUUUUUUUUUUCAUUAAACAUCUCCCAAGGAUAUUUACCAA